AGUCAUACUGUCAAAGAAUAAAAAGGGCGGAGGAAGGAUUCCCUGACUCUACAAGCAGGUUAAAGGGAUGAAAAAAUGGCCUUGAUCAUUUUCAACAGAAAACCAAGUCAGUUUUUCAUUUAACAGGAUAAUUCUCAUUGAAAGUAACACUUUGUUUACCGGCUUGGAGUGACACAGCUUAACUGUUGCGCUGGACCUGCUGAGGAAAACAAAGGGCCGGAGGAGGGGCACCAGGAGGAGACGUGCUGCUGCCAGGUCGAGCAGGAAGCUUGAGCACAGGCUCCGUGAGGUGAUGAGGACGGCCAGGCGGGCGAGCAAUGUGGAGGUGCCCUCUUUCCUCCGCCAGUUGGUCAAAGAGACGGAGAAGAUGGUCACCUUCUUUUUCAAAGGGGGGUCCAGGGAAGCAGGGCCCGGGGAGGAGGACUCUUUGGAUGAGGAUGACUUGAUGCCGAGCCCGUACCUGGAGCGUCCCAUCUUAGAGAAGCAUGUGUCGGAGGGGGGGUCUAAGUCAGUGAACUACGCUUUGGCGAGCAUGCAGGGCUGGAGGGCUCAGAUGGAGGAUGCCCACACCUGCAUGCCCCAGAUGAGAGGGGAGCUGACAGAGUGGGGAUACUUUGCGGUUUUUGACGGACAUGCUGGUAACACAGUGGCACAGUACUGCUCCAGAAACCUGCUGGAUCACAUCCUGGCAACAGGUGGGGUGAAAGCGAUUGAGGACCCCGAGCAGGUGAAGGAGGGGAUCCGUGAGGGCUUCCUGGACAUCGAUCGCCACAUGCACAAACUGGCUCGCCAGGACAACUGGGACCGAAGUGGCUCCACUGCAGCGGCCGUCAUUAUUUCACCACGUUACAUUUACUUUAUCAACUGUGGGGACUCCCGCACUCUGCUCUGCCGUAACGGCAAGGUGGUCUUCUACACAGAGGACCACAAGCCGUUCAACCCCAGAGAAAAGGAGCGCAUCCAGAACGCUGGAGGCUCGGUGACCCUGCAGAGAGUCAACGGCUCGCUGGCCGUUUCCAGAGCACUGGGGGACUUUGACUUCAAGGAGGUGGACUGGAGGCCGCAGACUGAGCAGCUAGUUUCACCGGAGCCGGAGGUGUACGAGCUGGAGAGGACACCUGAAGACGAGUUCCUAAUUCUAGCAUGUGACGGUGUGUGGGACGCAAUUAGCAAUGAGGAACUGUGUGCCUUUGUGCGCAGCCGUCUGCAGGUGUGCGAUGACCUGAGAGAGAUUUGUACCCAAGUCAUUGACCUCUGCCUCUAUAAGGGAAGCCUGGACAACAUCAGCAUCAUCAUCGUCUGCUUCCCCGGUGCCCCCCAGGUGUCACGAGAGGCGCUGCAGCAGGAGGCAGAGCUGGAGCAGCAGAUUGAUACGAAAGUGGAAGAAAUCGUCCAGAUGAUGAGGUCCAGAGACGAGGACCCUGACCUUCUUUAUGUGAUCAGGUUCCUGGCUGAAGAAGAGAUGCCAGGACUUCCACCAGGAGGAGGCAUCACCAGCAAGCGAGACUGUAUCAUCUCUGCAUAUCAGAAACAUACUAUGACUCUUAGAACUCAGGAGCCCAUGGACAUCGAAGGAUCAGAGGACUCAAACUAAAGUGGUUACCGUGGAAACAGACUCACCAUCAGCUUCAUCAUCUCCACGGAGACCAGCCAAAACAACAUUUACA
Molecule: messenger RNA, 1667 nt
Organism: Xiphias gladius (swordfish)
Lineage: Eukaryota; Metazoa; Chordata; Actinopteri; Istiophoriformes; Xiphiidae
Gene: ppm1na
Product: protein phosphatase, Mg2+/Mn2+ dependent, 1Na (putative)
Exons: 6
Coding region: 293-1594 (433 amino acids)
Biological process (GO): negative regulation of canonical NF-kappaB signal transduction; positive regulation of canonical Wnt signaling pathway; positive regulation of canonical NF-kappaB signal transduction
Cellular component (GO): nucleus; cytosol
Molecular function (GO): manganese ion binding; magnesium ion binding; protein serine/threonine phosphatase activity
Source: RefSeq, a predicted model, not a curated record